Coffea eugenioides is the source of this 656-nucleotide messenger RNA. RefSeq lists its product as uncharacterized. The transcript has 2 exons. The record is from RefSeq and is a predicted model, not a curated record. NCBI's taxonomy places the organism in Eukaryota, Viridiplantae, Streptophyta, Magnoliopsida, Gentianales, Rubiaceae. Bases 1 to 546 code for a protein of 181 amino acids.
AUGAUACACAUUCUCAAAUUAAGUUACUCUAAUCCUUCAAAAUUACAGAAAAAAGAUGACCUGAAAAACAAGAAGAAAUGGCGUGGAUCAGUCGGAGGGCUAGUUGAUGCGCCCAUAAAUAAAGUGUGGGCAGUCGUAUCUCGAAGUUGUAGGCUGCAGGACUGGAUGCCGAUGGUUGAAAGAUGCACAGAUUUGGGUGGCGAGGAAGGCGUUCCAGGCUACGUCAGACUGGUUUCAGGCUUCAUGUUUCCCCAAGAAGACGGAGAUAGGUCCUGGAUUAAAGAAAGGCUGCUGGCCAUCAACCCUUCAUCCUACAGCUACGUUUAUCAGAUGGAAGCUAGCAAUGUGGGCUUGGAUGGGUCUAUAAAUUCAUUAAAACUUGUGGAGUAUGGGGAGGAUUCCACCCUUGUUGACUGGUCCUUCGAGAUUGAUCCCGUGGAGGGUGCCUCCGAGGAUUAUACCAUAGAUUAUUUAGCUUUCCUUUAUAAAUCUUGUAUCAAGAGGAUUGUUGGUGCCAUAGAAACCUCGGAUGGAAAUAGCAAGUAGAUCCCACCGUCAGGUGCACACCCAUUGUAUCUCGGACCCCGCACCUAACAUUUGUGAUGUGUAUUACUAAUGGCAUUGUGAAGCAUUUUAGACCUUAAAAAUGCAGAAAA